AUGGACCCGAGGCAGCCAUCGCAACAUCCGUUCUCUCGAAACGGUGCCUCACCGUUCAGUCGAGCGUCUUUUCCGCCGACGCCGGCCACAGCAACCUCGCAACCGCCCUACCCGCCCUCCGCAUCACACCCGCCUGCAACCGCCAGUUCGUACUCCGAUGUGCACGCCCGAAAGCCCUCUGAUGCGCCACCCUAUUACCCUCAUUCGAGACAAUAUUCUGCUGAACACGGACCCGCCGCCAUGCCACCCUCGGCCCAUUCUCGCCAUCACAGCGCAUCUUCGAUCACGUCCGGACCGCCCGUGACUCGCGGGAUGCCACCUCCCAACUCACCGCCCCAGCAACAACCACAACAGCAACAGGGUCAGGCGCCAAGCAGCCAUCAGAUGGGGACAUCAUACGGCCUUCCGCAGCCGCGCCCGCCUCCGUCUGCCGCUCCUUCUCAGUACCCUCCAGGGCCCACUUCUACGGCCCCUGGUCCGCCUUACAGCCAGUCCUUGCAUGCGUCACCACGGCCGCAGCCAACCACGGUGUCCGAAUACAACGCGUUCCGACGCCCCCAGACACCGGAUCACCAUCGCUUGUACGAGAACCGCGACCCGAGAACGGUCCCCGCCGGCUCGCCUCCCGCCUCGGCCUAUCACUCGACUCCCGAGUUGCAACGCUAUGGAACACCGCAGGCGUAUCCUCCACGAGGGCCUCCGCUCCCCCCCGCCGAGCAAACAAGAGAAUCGGGAAGGUUACCUGGCGGCGCGGUGCCCCCCCGGCCAAUGAGCCCUUCAAGGCAGUAUUCGAACGCUGGCCCGCCGCGGCCGGUUGAGGCGGGCAGGCCGCCAACCGACAUGUACGCGCACAGGGAUGAACCACGGCCAUCCGAAGAGUACAAUCCGGAGCGUCCCAUCAGGGUGAUGAAGUUUGAAGAGCAAAGGUACAUGUCGGACAGGGAGCAGAGGGAACUUCGUGAGAGGGAGUAUCGCGAGAGGGAGCGUCGGGACAUGGCCAUGAGCGGAGUCGAGCAUCGAGCACAUGGGAUGCAUCAGCAGGAUUACGCGCGGCAGAUGGAACAGCGGGCACAGCAGUACGGUCGCCCCCUAGACCCUAGAGACUGGCAUCGACCUGGGUACGAGCCGGCACGAACCCCGUAUGACCCGGCCAUGCACCCCGCGAGGCACCAAGAGUAUCCGCCCAGCACGGGGCCUCACUACGGGCCACAUCCAUAUGCGUCAGGACCAGUCGACCGCCAUCCCCCUCCGCACCCGCAUCACCAGCAUGGCCUGCCUCCUCCAGGUCCGGCCCAUCCGCAGACCUACGAAUCUCCAGACCGCCAGCGCAUGGGUGCUGUGCACAUGGACCGGCCCCACCCGCAGCAGCCCCCUUCACGCAGUCGAGAGGAGGCCACUGGCCCCCCUCCCUCGGUUGCCUACGGCAGCAUGGGCCCUUCGAUGUACGAGCAACCGCGGAACCGAAGCAUUGAAGAGAUAAGCACUCCCCACGGCCACCAGCGCAACCUGCUUGGAGUCCAGGAGAUGAACCGCAAAGGGCGGAUUUCUCCUCUCCCACAGGCUGUACAGGGAGCUCAGCCGCAGCUCGCCGGUCCAGCUGGUGAACCAGGGAUCAAGAGCGAAUUUGGGCGCAUGUUCUCCGGCAUAGGAACCGGGGUUGGCACCCUCUCGAGCCCGAUCCCCGCAGGGGCUCAGCUUGCCUAUGGCGGUGCUAGCUUGCUUCGACGCGAGGACUUGGAUGCGCAAGAGCCGCCAGCGGAGGUGGCCAAGACGACAGGCCGGGGCAAGCGGAGGAAGCUGAAGGAAGAAGACGAGGAGGGCAGCAACGGUAGGCUCACGCCCGUCGGGGGGCGGGCCAAAAAGGCCAAAGGACACCACCAUCACCAUCAUCAUCAUCACCACCACCAUCAUAACUUGGAGCAGGUUGCGUCUCCCGCGCUUGUCGGCGGCGCGCCUUUCCGGAACAUCAAGGGCUCCACGCCGGUGCCCUCGCCAACAUCCACGCUCGCCAAAGACCUGCCAGGUGGGCACCAUCACCACCACCACCACCAUCACCAUGCAGCUCCUCGUGGCCCCCAGUCCAACGCUGGGGCUGCUCCACCGCCUCGGAGCCCGUCCCCUGUCGUUCUCCCCAAACCGAAGCAGGUCGUUUCGUCGAAGCUUGUCCUCGACAGUGUCGCGGAUCGCCCACGCAGCCACCUCGGUGAUGUCGUGUACGAGCCGAUCCUGAAGCGCGCACGGUUGCAGGAUCCGCGUACCGGACGGCCGCCGCGUAGCGGUUACAAGUCGACCCCGAAACCUUUGCCGUGGCAUCUGAUCGAAGGCAAAGAGAACUGUACGCUGACCAUGAAGAUUGGCAAGGAGCAUCUGACGUCCUCCGCGCGCGAGGAAAUCACGGCCCGGCGGGCGCUCUGGGGUACAGACAUCUACACGGACGACUCGGACGUGAUUGCGGCAUGCAUCCACGCCGGCUGGUUCAAGGGCGAGUGGCCCGACGACGUGGACGUGAGCCUGCUCGGACUCGACGAGGGGUACAGCGUAUCCGACGUACGGGGCCUGUUCAGCACCACCCAAGGCAACGGCUCCAAACAAACCAAGCUGCCGUCCUACCACGAAACCACCCAAGUGACCAUCCUGUCGGAGCCGCCCAGGAACGGGCCCAUGCCGGUUCCCGAAAACCGUGACCUGCACGUCACGCUCCUGAUCCUCCCGCGCCUGGAAAAGUACGCCUCGACGACGCGCUUCGGCAUCAGGUCCCGUGAGUUUGGCGGGCCGGUCGGCAGCGAGGAAUUCCAGCAGCGUUCCGUCCACGACGGGCUCAGCUUCAUGGUGAUUGGGCUGCGCUGGCUCACCAACGGGGCCGCGGCGCAGAACAGGCUGCGCGGCAAGGCGCGGCGGGAGAGGAUCCGCAAGGCGCUGGCCGAGGUGGCGCGCACGCCUGCGUGGCUUAGCCGGAUGUCGUUGAAUGGGAAUGGCGGCGCUGGCGGCGCUGGCGAGAAUGGAGCAGGGGAGGGAGGGCUUGGGUGGUGGAAGAAGAGUGUUAGUGGGUCGCCGAGUGAGGGGGAUAAGGAGAAUGCGAAUCGGGAGGAGAGUCGAGAGAAGCGGGUCGGGAUGGAGGAGAGUCGGGACAAGGAGGAGGGAAAUCUAGUGAAAGGUACUUUGGAGGGGGAUCAGCAGGGUGGUGCUGGGAUGGGAGAGGGGCAGGCAGAUGCGGCAGCGGAACCUGCUGCUGAGGAGAGGAGUGCCUCUGCCGCGCAGAAAGAGUCUGAGGAAAAUCCGGCUCGGGAUGGCUUGGCGGAGGCGUCCAAAGACGUCCUGACGCAGGAGGAACAGACGGUUCAGGAGGCAGUGGAGUCUGCUGCUCGGGAGGAACCUGAGCUUGCUCAGAAGGAGAAGCCCGCCGAGGCAUGA
Messenger RNA from Parathielavia appendiculata, 3411 nucleotides. RefSeq names its product Rxt3-domain-containing protein. The coding region runs from base 1 to 3411 and encodes 1136 amino acids. Gene Ontology annotation, cellular component: precatalytic spliceosome; ASAP complex. The record is from RefSeq and is a predicted model, not a curated record. The transcript is spliced from 4 exons. Lineage: Eukaryota; Fungi; Ascomycota; Sordariomycetes; Sordariales; Chaetomiaceae. Gene Ontology annotation, molecular function: RNA binding. Gene Ontology annotation, biological process: RNA splicing.